Molecule: messenger RNA, 735 nt
Organism: Papaver somniferum (opium poppy)
Lineage: Eukaryota; Viridiplantae; Streptophyta; Magnoliopsida; Ranunculales; Papaveraceae
Exons: 4
Coding region: 15-431 (138 amino acids)
Source: RefSeq, a predicted model, not a curated record
CUGGACGCUACCACAUGGACAAAGGAAUUGAUAAAAUCUUGGGUAAAGAUUAUAUGGAAAGAAUCAAGGAAAAUGGAUUUAUAGAUGUCAAGGACAACAAAGGAAAUAUCCGGUACCGUGUGACAGAAGAGAGUUUGUUGCAACUCCUUGCAAUAGAUAUGCAUGCAGUAUGCCUUUCAAUUGCGAAGAGCUGCAGGGUCUUUACUGUUCAUGGCUCUGAGGAUGAGAUUGCACCUCUGGGAGAUGCUUUCGAGUUUGCCAAUAUCAUACAUAACUACAAAUUGCACAUUGUGGAAGGUGCUGAUCACGUUUUCGACAACCAUCAGUCUGAGUUAGUUGAAUUGGUGGUGAACUUCAUUAGAGAAUCCCUACAGAUUCAUUCCAUUCAUGUGAGGAAGAUCCAUCGUAAGACAGUUAUUGGAAUUCUUUAGUUUGCAACAACACGUAAUUCUAUAUUAAACAUAAACCAGCUCAGGCCUUUAUUGAAUUUGGUAGUGCACAAGUAGCACUAGGAGGAGCCUUUGGUUUAAAAAAGGCACCAUAAGUUUAUAAUAUUUGACUUUGUAGCGAACCUAUAAUACCCAUUGGUUCCUUCAUGCAAAUGUCUGAAGUCAUACUUUUCCAAAAUCUCCUCUUUUGGUUUCUCGGUUUGUAGUCGCAGUAAAUCCUACAACACACUCCUUAUGAUAAUUUCUAGAUCUAAAUCUUUUUUAUCUCCUAAUUAUCAAUAUAAAU